CAACCAGCUCCUGAUUGGGUGCAGCCCAGUCCAGGCAUAAAAACACUGGCUAAAAGCAACACUUUCGUUGUUUUUUGGUAGGUGAACCAGCUCUUAGUUACUUGUAAUACAUUCUCUUCGAAGUUUCCAUGGAGAAAAUACCACUUGUUUUUCCUCCUACGGCUAUUCUAUACAGACUUGUCACUUUUGUUAUGGUCGUUCUUGCUCCUUUUCCUUCUUCUGCCGAUCUCUCUUUCAACUUCUAUGCUGCUUCGUGCCCUUCUGCUGAGUUCGUCGUUAGAAACACAGUGAGAUCAGCCACCUCUGUUGACCCAACAAUCCCUGGGAAGCUUCUUCGCCUGGUUUUCCAUGACUGCUUUGUGAACGGCUGUGAUGCAUCUGUGCUGAUACAAGGAAAUGGAACUGAGCGAAGUGAUCCAGCGAACACCUCUCUUGGAGGGUUUUCAGUCAUUGAUUCAGCAAAGAGAGUUCUUGAAAUAUUCUGCCCUGGAACAGUUUCUUGUGCAGAUAUUCUGGCUUUGGCUGCAAGAGAUGCUGUUGAAGCUGCUGGUGGACCAGCAUUUCAGAUUCCCACUGGUAGAAGAGAUGGCAGAGUUUCCACAGCAGCAAGUGUCAGAUCCAACAUUGUAGACACAAGUUUUACCAUGAAUGAAAUUAUUAAAGUCUUUUCCUCCAAAGGGUUGUCCCUCGAUGACCUUGUUGUUCUAUCAGGAGCUCACACAAUCGGAUCAGCUCAUUGCAGCUCGUUCAGUGAUCGGUUUAGGGUGGACUCAAAGGGGAAACGCUCACUCAUUGACGCAUCUCUUGACGGGAGUUAUGCGGAUGUGCUAAUGCAGAAGUGCCCUUUAGGAGCAAGCUCAUCUGUAACAGUUGAUAAUGAUCCUGCGACAUCAUUUAUCUUCGAUAACCAGUACUACCGAAAUCUGAUGGAGCAUAAAGGGCUCCUUCAGUCAGAUUCUGUUCUUUUAACUGAUAAGAGAACAAGAAUAAUGGUGGAGACUUUUGCUAUUGAUCAAGACAGUUUUUUCCAGAGCUGGGGCCUGUCAUUUCUGAAGCUUACUAGCAUUGAAGUGAAGACUGGUGUGGAAGGGGAAAUUAGACAAACUUGUUCACUCAGUAAUGGUUGAAGAAGAUUAAAGAAUCAAAGCAAACUUCAUCCUUAAAAUCUAAUACUUGUUAGAAUUGACUGUCACUUUGUUAAUAAGGUAUUAUGUUGAUGUAUAUAAUCAUGAUGCCCAAUUAGUAGAGGGGCUCCGUUCCCCAAUGAUCGGGUUUUUUUCAGCAUUUUCUUAAGGAAUGAGAAUGUUAGUGGAUCCAGAUUAGUAAUAAGAGUCCUAAAAAAGUUUGACUUAUGGAUGAUAAUCCAUAUAAA
Molecule: messenger RNA, 1372 nt
Organism: Mangifera indica (mango)
Lineage: Eukaryota; Viridiplantae; Streptophyta; Magnoliopsida; Sapindales; Anacardiaceae
Product: peroxidase 46-like
Exons: 4
Coding region: 129-1127 (332 amino acids)
Biological process (GO): hydrogen peroxide catabolic process; response to oxidative stress
Molecular function (GO): heme binding; peroxidase activity
Source: RefSeq, a predicted model, not a curated record